ACAAACCUAUCGAUUUGUUGCACAAUCGGUAGGAUCAACAUUGAAUUGAAGAAACCAGUUGGCUUGGCAUUCGCAACAAUUGGCAAAAAGGAGGAACUUGUCAGACAGCAGGACAUGGAGGAAGUGGCGCCGCGGUUCAAAGUGCUCGAGGAGGCGUUCCACGGCAAUGGGAACGGUUGCGCCAACGUGGAGGCCACCCAAUCGGCCAUUUUAAAAGUGCUGACGCGCGUCAAUCGCUUCCAGUUGCGCGUCCGCAAGCACAUCGAUGACAACUACACGGAGUUUAUGCCCAAUCACACGUCGCCGGACAUUUUCCUGGAGGAGUCGGCUUCGUUGAAUCGGGAGAUACACGACCUGCUCGAGACCGUGGGCUCUGAGGGGCUGGGCGCCUUGGACGAGGCGAAUGCCAAGUUGGCGGAUAGCGGCAGGCAGCUGCGCGAGAUCCUUUUGGGUCUCGGUGUCAGCGAGCAUAUCCUUAGGAUCGACGAGCUGUUCCAGUGCGUAGAGGAGGCUAAGGCCACCAAGAAUUACCUGGUUAUUCUAGAUCUUGUUGGUCGCUUAAGGGCCUUCAUCUAUGGCGAUGAUUCCGUAGACGCACAGGACGCACAGGUGGCCACGCCAGAGGUGCAACGCAUCUUUCAGGCUCUCGAGUGCUACGAGACCAUCAAGGUGAAAUACCAUGUGCAGGCACAUCUGCUGCAGCAGAGCCUCCAGGAGUGCUUCGAUCGACUGGUGCAGCUGCAGUGUAAAUCCUUUCCCACAUCGCGCUGCGUCACCUUGCAGGUGAGCUGCGAUCAAACGCAGCUGCAGGAAGUUGUGCAGGCCCUCUUCCAGGAGCCCUACAAUCCGGUGCGGCUCUGCGAAUUUUUGCUGGACAAUUGCAUCGAACCGCUGAUCCUGCGGCCAGUGAUGGCCGAGUACAGCGAAGAAGUCGAUGGUGGCUCCUACGUCCGAUUGUCGCUAUCGUACGCCACCAAGGAGUCAAGCUCAUCGCAGCUGCGCCCGAACUACAAACAGGUUUUGGAGAACCUCAAGCUGCUGCUGCAGACGCUGGCUGGAAUCAACUGCAGUGUAUCCAGCGAGCAACAUGUUUUUGGCAUUAUUGGCGAUCAUGUGAAGGAUAAAAUGCUGCAAUUACUGGUGGACGAGUGCCUCAUACCAGCUGUACCCGAAACCAUGGAGGAGUACCAGGCUUCCACGCUGUGCGAGGAUGUUACCCAGCUGGAGCAGCUGCUCGUGGACUCAUUCAUUAUCAAUCCAGAGCACGAUCGCGCUCUAGGGCAGUUUGUCGAGCAAUACGAGACCUACUACCGAAAUCGGCUGUUUCGUCGGGUUCUGGAAACGGCGCGCGAGAUCAUACAGCGGGAUCUGCAGGACAUGGUGCAGGUGGCACCCAACAACCACACUGCCGAAGUGGCGAACGAUCCCUUCCUCUUCCCAUGCUGCAUGAUCUCAAAAAGUGCUCAGGACUUUGUCAAACUGAUGGACCGCAUACUCCGCCAACCCACGGACAAGCUGGGCGAUAAAGAAGUCGAUCCCAUAGCCAGCAUCAUUUCCGUCAUGCUGCACACGUACAUCGAUGAGGUGCCCAAGGUGCACCGCAAGCUGCUCGAGAGCAUUCCACAGCAAGCCGUGCUGUUCCACAACAAUUGCAUGUUCCUCACGCACUGGGUGGCCCAGCAUGCCAACAAGGGCAUCGAAAGUUUAGCGGCGCUAGCCAAGACACUGCAGGCCACUGGUCAGCAGCAUUUCCGAGUGCAGGUCGACUAUCAAUCCUCCAUCUUAAUGGGCAUCAUGCAUGGUUUCGAGUUCGAGAGCCCGCACACAUUGGGCUCUGGUCCACUAAAGCUGGUGCGCCAGUGCCUGCGGCAGCUGGAGCUGCUCAAGAACGUGUGGGCCAAUGUGCUUCCGGAGACUGUGUAUAAUGCAACCUUCUGCGAGCUGAUUAACACCUUUGUCGUCGAGCUAAUCCGUCGCGUGUUCACGCUGCGCGACAUUUCCGCACCGAUGGCCUGUGAGCUGAGCGACCUUAUUGACGUGGUGCUGCAGCGGGCGCCCACGCUCUUCCGCGAGCCCAACGAGGUUGUCCAAGUCCUCUCUUGGCUCCGGCUGCAGCAAUUGAAGGCCAUGAUGAACGCCUCGCUCAUGGAGAUCACAGAGCUGUGGGGCGACGGCGUUGGCCCACUGACCGCCAGCUACAAGUCAGACGAGAUCAAGCACCUCAUCAGGGCGUUGUUCCAGGACACCGAUUGGCGAGCGAAGGCCAUUACGCAGAUUGUAUAGGCUUUAUACUGGGGUGUUUACGCGUUUUUCGGAGCAGAGGGUAGAAAACGGAGUCUGAAUUUGAAGAUUACCAUGAUGUGUCCUUAAUUAUUGUUUGAAUAACUUACUACAAAUGCCAAAAGAAAUAUAAUUUGAUAAUCUUUAA
Messenger RNA from Drosophila yakuba, 2428 nucleotides. RefSeq names its product centromere/kinetochore protein zw10 (gene Zw10). The record is from RefSeq and is a predicted model, not a curated record. Gene Ontology annotation, cellular component: nucleus; chromosome, centromeric region; RZZ complex. Bases 115 to 2283 code for a protein of 722 amino acids. NCBI's taxonomy places the organism in Eukaryota, Metazoa, Arthropoda, Insecta, Diptera, Drosophilidae. Gene Ontology annotation, biological process: endoplasmic reticulum to Golgi vesicle-mediated transport; mitotic cell cycle; mitotic spindle assembly checkpoint signaling. The transcript is spliced from 2 exons.